Vespa crabro (European hornet) is the source of this 1309-nucleotide messenger RNA. RefSeq names its product carbohydrate sulfotransferase 11-like. Gene Ontology annotation, molecular function: sulfotransferase activity. Lineage: Eukaryota; Metazoa; Arthropoda; Insecta; Hymenoptera; Vespidae. The transcript is spliced from 6 exons. Gene Ontology annotation, cellular component: membrane. Gene Ontology annotation, biological process: carbohydrate biosynthetic process. Bases 187 to 1236 code for a protein of 349 amino acids. The record is from RefSeq and is a predicted model, not a curated record.
AUAAGGUGACAGUUCUUUGAAGAAAAUUCUAAUUGUCUAUAGUCACAAAUUCGAUCGUAACUUCUAUAAAAUUAUUAAAAAAUGAAGAAGAUUAAAUCAACGAGAUUUAAUAUGUACAAUUUUUCUAUAUAGUCACAUCUAAUCAGUUAGAAAAUAAAAUCGGCACGAUUAGGUACGAGGCGAGUCAUGAAUCGAUCGCGAAAACGUCUUAUUAAUCAACUAAUCAAAAUUGCUAUUGUGUGCGGUUUGAUCUUGAUAUUAUUUAAAUUAAAUGGCACGAUUAAAAGGAAUGAAACCGAGUCAGCAUUAAGUUCAACAGAUUUAUUGGAUCAAGCAGAAAAAAUAAAUAAAGAAAGAUUGUUAACCGUUGAUAAAGUAUGUAAAAAAUAUAAACUAGGUAUUUAUAAGGAUUCGAGCAAUGUUUUGUUUAAACAUCCACCUGCGCCCCAAUACAGCGUUUUCUAUAUCGUUAGAGCUCAUAACAUAUCAUAUUGUCCAUUAUAUAAAGCCAGCAGUACAACUUGGUUAUAUAAUUUAUGUUUGUUAAUGAAUAUAACGGAAAAAGAAUUAAACAAUGGUAAAGAACAAUUAUCGACUAUAGCUAGGAGAGUUAUAAACGAAUUAGAAUAUCCUGAAGCUGACGAGGCAUUGAGAAGUACAAAAAAAUUAUUAGUGAUAAGGCAUCCAUUCGAAAGAUUGUUAAGUGCAUAUCGAGAUAAACUUGAAAACUCUGUGGCCGGUCGUGAACAUGGUACUCUUCAUUUUUAUCAAAAAUACGGAGCUAUGAUCGUUCGACAGUAUCGUAAUAAAAACUUCGUAAAACCUCAAGACGAUCAAGUGAUCGUUAGAAAGGAUGUUCCAUCAGCAGCAGGGAUCGAACCAACGUGGCGAGAAUUUGUUGAAUACUUGAUCAACAUAGAUUUAGCUAAUUAUAGUGACGAUCAUUGGAUUCCUUAUUAUCUCUAUUGUACGCCGUGUCUCGUUAAAUACGAUAUCAUCGCCAAGGUGGAAACUUUAUCGCGAGAUCAAAUUUACGCGUUGAACAAAUUAGGAUUAGACAAAAGGAUCAAACCAAUUUGGAGACACGGUAGUGGUUAUACGAACGCAUCGAGCAUAUAUUUCAAACAAUUAAGUCGAAAAAUGGUGGAAAGACUUUACGAAAAGUUUAGAUUGGAUUUUGAACUUUUUGAUUAUUCACCCGAAGAUUAUUAUCGAUACGCCGUAGCUCCUAAUUGAAUGAAAAAAAAAAAAAAAGAAAAUGAAAAGGUAAAUUAUAUUAAUCUUUGAUAAAUAUUAUCGAUUGAUAACU